AUGGAGGAGUUGGUAGAAGAUGACAUCUGUAUUUUGAACCAUGAAAAAGCAGACAAUGCUCAUAAGAGAGAUGGGGAGAUUCCUGUUUCAUCUUACAGUGGAGAUGAGUCUGUUGCCUCACAUUUUGCACUUGUUACUGCAUAUGAAGAUAUCAAGAAACGGCUAAAGGAGACAGAAAAGGAGAACUCUCUUUUAAAAAAGAGAGUGAGAAUUCUAGAAGAGAAGCUGCUUGGCUCCCGACUGGAAGAGGAAUGCAGUUCAGUUGGACGUGAACAAGUAAAUAAGGCAUACCAAGCCUAUCGAGAGGCCUGCAUUGACCGAGAUAAUCUGAAAAGCAAACUGGAUAAAAUGAUGAAAGAAAGUGCAGAAUCCUUGAAAACCUUGAAUGAACAGCUGCAGUCUAAAGAAGUAGAGCUGUUACAACUAAAAACUGAAGUGGAAACUCAACAAGUGAUGAAAAAUCUGAAUUGUACUCAGUCCAGCUGGGAAAUAGAGAAGCUGAACAGUGACCUGAAAGUGCAUAGUCUGGAACAGGAUCUAGAAAAGCUCAAGCAAGAAUGCAACAGUCUCAGAAAGGAGUUGCAAAAAUCCAAGCAGAAGGACCAGGCUCAAGAUGAAAAUCCAUUAAAUGGAGACCACCUUCAAAGGCAAGUCAUCCAGAGUGUGCAUCAAGCAUAUUGGGAUCUGAAGAGAGAAAUGUCUAAUUUGUCUCUAGUGACUGACAUGCAAGCUGAAGUUCUACGAAAACUGAAAACAAACCAAACAGCGACCAAGAAAGCUGCCCCUACUGCACCAGUGCAAUGUGUUGACUUGAACAUUUCAAAGCUGAAUUUGACACCUGGGGUAGUCUAUAAAAAACUCUCACAAAAUGAUGAAGUACUCUGCAACCCCUUGUCUCCCCCUCUGCCGAGAGAUGUAAAAAUCCCACCUGAAAGGGUGACUCUGCAAGCAUGGACAGAUGAGAGACCCAUUCCAGUUGAUGGCAAAACGUUUCAAGAACACCAUUCUUACGGGAAGAGCUCUCUGGAAGAUAAUUCCUGGGUAUUCCCAAGUCCUCCAAAGCCUAAUGAGAAUGUGUUUUGGGAAAUGAAAAAUAAAACAACUUUGUUAAACUGUCCAGCAGAUAACCUGGAUCAGUGUAAUCAAAACUGUCUGCACAAGAGUUAAACAAUUUUUAGAAUGAACUGAGGCAUUUUUAGAAUGGUUCUGAAUAGGCACUUUAAUGCUUGAAUUUCUAAAGAGAGAAAGCAAAUUGCCUGAAAUGUCUUUUCUUUAUUUUUAAUUCUAGUUCUGAAACAGAAAGCCUAGUCUUCCUCUGCUGUAAAUCAGGAGCAAGUUCCUUGAAGUUAAAGCUGUGCUGGUAUAAUGUAAAUAGAAAGCAAUCUGGAACGGCGCCUAGAUAGUCUUGUACUGCAAAUGGCAUACAUUUGCAAAAGAUUACACUGAAAAGUGAGUUCUUGGAAUAAAACAAAAUAAUCCAG
Molecule: messenger RNA, 1481 nt
Organism: Charadrius vociferus (killdeer)
Lineage: Eukaryota; Metazoa; Chordata; Aves; Charadriiformes; Charadriidae
Gene: AZI2
Product: 5-azacytidine induced 2
Exons: 7
Coding region: 1-1167 (388 amino acids)
Biological process (GO): canonical NF-kappaB signal transduction
Cellular component (GO): cytoplasm
Source: RefSeq, a predicted model, not a curated record